Molecule: messenger RNA, 1799 nt
Organism: Acanthopagrus latus (yellowfin seabream)
Lineage: Eukaryota; Metazoa; Chordata; Actinopteri; Spariformes; Sparidae
Exons: 6
Coding region: 141-965 (274 amino acids)
Source: RefSeq, a predicted model, not a curated record
AAAUAAAAUAGUAGUAUUAAUCCACAGACAUCAUAUAUAAUAGUUAAACACCGACAGGGAACAUCUUACUGCGCAAUAAGUACGUUCACUUUUAUAGUAAAUGUAGGUGAAAUCAGCUCAUCCAGUAAAACUCAGCAGUAAUGGUGACGCUGCUGCUGCGUGUCGUCCCGCCGCUCUGCCAGCAGGGGGCGCCUCUCAGCAGAGCUCAGCAGCCUCAGCUCCUGCGCGCUGACAUCCACCUCUGUCGGACUUGGAUCAGCAUCUGUCGGCAGCUCUCCUCCAGUUGGAUCCCCCCACACGUCGCGCCUCAGACGCAUGGACGCACCUCGCCUGUUAACUUCCAAGCUGCACAGAUAUUUCCCGGCGUCGGAGAGGGGGAGGAUUUACUGAAGAACAUGGAAAAGGAGAGAAGAACCUCCAAACAGUACGGCUCUCUGGAGAGGACGCAUGUGGACGCGGAGAAAUCAGAGGAUGUCAUUUCCAUGGCUGACUCCACGAUUACAGUCGAGGACAUUGAAGGGGAGCUGUGCAAAAUUGAGCGGAUAAGAGACAUCCUCGUACGGAGAGAGUCAGAGCUGAGAUACAUGAUGGACGACAUCCAGCUCUGCAAAGAAAUCACGAGGUUGAAGACGGAGCUGCAGAAACUCGUCUCAAUCCCAGACAAGGACAAGUCUAAGGAGGACCGGGAGAAGGAGGAGGAGCUGCUGAAGCAGAUCAACAAGCUGGUGGAGACCAGGGACUUCCUCGUGGAUGAUGUGGAGUUUGAAAGGCUGAGGGAGCGGGAGGAGGACAGAGAAAUGGCAGCCUUCUUGCAGUCCAAAUUUCCCAAGUCGCUGGCUGCUAAAGGUGAUCCGCAAAAUCAGAAGGUAGCGUCCAAAUCCCAGCAGACGUCGGCGCCGUUUAUCACUAAAACUGGACUCACGCUCCUCAAAGACUGCUGCGGCUUCACCUGCUCCGUCAUGUAACACGGACGGUUCUACCUGCCUCUGCAUGAGUGUGUGUGUGUGUGUGUGUGUGUGCGUGUGUGUGUGUAUUGUGUGUCUGCACUGUAACAAAGAUGACCUGUUUUAGUCUUGAAGUGAUCACACGCUCAUCAUGUAAGAGACACGUAUUAUAAUACAUUAUGUGAUUUGCUACUGUGAUGUCUUGCAGCGAGCGCGCCGACCGGCUCAUAGUAUACUAAUGGGUUCUGUCCAAUUAGUAUAAUUACAUAUUAUUAUGGCUGCCAUGCCCGUCUAUUUGUGAUGUAUUAGACACCAUAAGAGUAGAAGUGGCUGAGGGGACAGGCGACACUCGCUAAUCUCCCAGAGCCACUUGCUGUAGUGCUGUAGCAGAUCUGCAUUAUAAUAACACGGUUAGGACGGCAGACGGUGAUUACUUUUAAUAAGUUUAAGAUUCUUUUUCAUCAUGCAACUCAUCGUUUGGUGUAGAAAAUGAUCCGGUAGCUGCGCACUAGAGGAGAGAUACAGUGUUUGGAGGAAAAAUAAGAUGAAGAUCUUGUAUUGAUAUGAUAUAUUGGCUGUUAGAUGUAGACAGAGUUGAACAAAUGUGAUCAAUAUUCAUGCAGAAGGCAUAAAUAUUGCUCAUGCAGCAGUCCACAACUUAAACCAAAGUCUGUGUCUGAACAAGAUGUAAUCACACAUUAAGUCAUUUGCCUUACAGUUGGUGUUUUGGGGAAAAAAAAAAAGAUUUUCACAUACAUGGUGAAAAAAAAAUUGUGUCUGUGAUCUGAUGUGUUCUCGUGUGACUAUGACUGUAGAACUCUCUGCAGUGCUGCUGUAAUAAAGUCUUUAAUGCUU